Aspergillus novofumigatus IBT 16806 is the source of this 1230-nucleotide messenger RNA. RefSeq lists its product as uncharacterized. The transcript has 3 exons. NCBI's taxonomy places the organism in Eukaryota, Fungi, Ascomycota, Eurotiomycetes, Eurotiales, Aspergillaceae. The coding region runs from base 1 to 1230 and encodes 409 amino acids. The record is from RefSeq and is a predicted model, not a curated record.
AUGACUGACCCCUUUUCCGUGGCUGGGAGCGCAGUAGGCGUCGUUUCACUAGGCCUGACUGUUUGCCAGGGUUUCCUUGCUUACUAUGGGCCAUUCAAAACAUUUCACGAGCAGAUUGACGAGGUUGCCUGCCGAGUAUCGUCCCUAGAUGGGAUCUUGAAGGCACUGGAAAAUGUGCUCAUUAACGCACAUGUACUAUCCAACUCUCCUUCAGCUCAAUCUACAGCUGUCGCGAUAGAUUCGAUCAUAUGUUGCGAGAAUGGACUGCAAAAGCUAAGAAAGAUGCUCGAGAAAUGCCAAAUCACCAGACCAGCCCACAACCUACUAGGAUCCAAUAUUCAAAUCAAUCGGAUGCUGUACCCCUUUAGACGUGACACGCUGAUGACACUCAUGGGAACGAUGAACUGGUUGCAAGCCAACCUCAGUACCUCUUUGCAGAUACUGAACAUUUCUAUGAUGAUUAUCAACCAAAGGCAGAUGGAUUUGGUACUCAGCAGCUCAUCAUCUAGCGCGUCAAAUACAGACCACAUUCUUGCAGCAGCGGAUCGUUUGGGCCAAGGCAUCAUGACGAAACAACUACUCACUACUGGUACUAAGGAAUCCAACUUUCUUCAUUAUGGAGCAAGUCAAGUUCUGAAACCGGCUUUACUACGGUCAAUUCUGGACAGUCACCUAACUUCCAACGAAGUCACUGGCAGCUUUAUGGCUAAAGGCCAAGUCCAACGUAGAACAUCCCGAAUGAGAUGCUCAUGCACUAAUUGCAAGUGGUCCACCUACUCAAUCAGAGGGGCUUUGAGUAGUGGUACAGCUAAUUACCAUGGAUGCGAAGUUCAGGCCCAGGAAAAAAGGAUCAUUUCAUUGUUCAAGAAACAAACAUUCUACACCAGGAUUCUGAACUUCUCAGUCCAAGCAUCGUUAACCAUCACAAAGGGCGCUGGAUGCUUCUCGAUUAGACCCAACCUUGAGUUCCGAGCAGUUGUGCCGCUAGAUUCGCCAGUAUUUACCCUUCUCAUGGACACCGAGAAAGGCUUGAGGUCACAAAAAGCCGACUUUAUCAUAGGACGUACCCACAAAAAGCUACUCCAGCUAUUUCAGGAGGGCAAAGCAUCAUGUUCCGACACUUUACCAAAUGGUGAUACUAUUUUACACGUAAGUGGAUCAUCUAUGCCAGAUCGAAAGCUGGCACUUAGAAGACGAAUUCCUCUAACACUUUCAAAAGUUGAUAACUAG